Messenger RNA from Tarenaya hassleriana, 2133 nucleotides. RefSeq lists its product as uncharacterized. The transcript has 3 exons. NCBI's taxonomy places the organism in Eukaryota, Viridiplantae, Streptophyta, Magnoliopsida, Brassicales, Cleomaceae. The record is from RefSeq and is a predicted model, not a curated record. Gene Ontology annotation, molecular function: protein binding. Bases 443 to 1858 code for a protein of 471 amino acids. Gene Ontology annotation, biological process: RNA processing.
UUAACGUCUACCGGUUCUACCCUCGGCUCAAUCCCCUCCCGAAAUAGAAUAUCAUCCCUGAUCCUGUCACCGGAUGCUCCCUUCGUCCCGGUUCAUUAUUUUAUCUUUUCGUUUUUUCUAUUUUCCCCCUUGCCCUUCCUCUUCCCUGUCCGUACAUAAAUUGAGGCGUCCCCCUCCCUCUCUUCCUCUAACCUGACCCAUACCGUUUUGAUUUGACCUCUCACGGGUUUUCUCGAGAAAACCUCUCUGUUCCACGGAAGAGAAUCUCAAGGGAUAAGCUUCGAUUCAUUCAAAUUCUCCUUCACACAGAUCGAAUCGUACAGGAGAGCAAAGCAAUCGCCUCCGCUAAUCGCUCUGUUUGGAUGCCAAGAAAAAAAAAGGUAUUUUUCCCAUUGGAAUUUCUCCUACUUGACGCGGAGAUUCUGAGAAUCUGCAAUUCCUUAUGGAAGUGAAGGUAGCCACCACGUCUCUCCAAUGGUCGGCGCGCCAUGCGGUAUUUCCACAAUGUCCGUCUUCCUCACAAACCCUAGCCUCCUCCAAAUGCCGCCGCCACUGCGGUGGAGGAGGCGGAGAUCUGACCACCGGAGGAUCUCUCGCAUGCCAUUAUCGGCCUCGGCCGAUGUUCAAUAACUCGGCUUUUCCCGGAAAUCAAUCUUCAAAACUCCAUAGGUCCAAGUCGUGCGACCUUUGGGAAUUUUCCAAAACCCCAACAACGAAGAAACAUAAUCCUAUACGGAGAGUCUGCAGUGCGACCUCCAAUUUCUACUCCGACGAAGAGUUCUCCAAGCAAAUCCAGGAAUUAGCCUUGAAAUUCAGGAUUGCAGGGGAUGAAGAGGACGAGAGGAAAAACAAACCAGAGAUAACCCACGGAUCGGCGGAUGACAAUGGUGAGAGUUACAGAUAUGGCACGGUGGAGCUGCUGCAGGAAUCUGUUUCAGGUUUACAUUCGAUGGAGCCGCCAUGGCCGGAGAUGGUGAACCACUCAAGCUUUUUGAGGAAAGCAAACAGCGUUGGUUUGCCGCAAUCCCUCAGAAUAAUUAGGAGGAAGCUACAAGAAGAAGGGCUAAGGGAAGCUAGUGAAUCUGCUUAUUGUUCUGUCAAUAGGGCUUUUUCAUCGAUGGUGUUCAUGAUCGAGGAGAUCAAUAGCUUUACUCUGCAGACGAGGGAAGCUGUCGUCUGUGAAGACUUGCAAGGAGUUCUCAGGCGCGUUCGAAAGGACAUGCAUGCUUCAUUCUUGUGGCUCUUUCAAUGUGUUUUCUCCGAUACGCCCACAUUGAUGGUGUAUGUGAUGCUCCUAUUGGCAAACUUCACGGUGCAUUCAAUGGGAUCGAACAGAGCUGAUGAGAGAGUAGAAGCAUCUCCACAUAUGCCGUCUUCAAGUAGAGAUGAGGAAUCAUGCGUGGGAGAAAGAGAAAUGGGAGUGUGGAAGUCAAUGGUGGAAGAAGCUGAGAGGAUGGGCGAGAGAAUAUAUGUGUCGGCGAUAGAAGCGAAGAUAGAAAUGGAUGGAUACGAAGAAUACGAGAGAACGGAGGAGAUGUAUGAAAAGGGGUUGGCAGAGGAGCCGGACAACCCUCUCCUGCUAGCCAACUACGCUCAGUUCCUCUACCUUGUCAGCGGGGACUAUGACAGGGCGGAAGAGUACUUCGAAAGGGCGACGGGAAGGGAGGGAGGAGGGGACGCAGAGGCGUACAACAAGUACGGGAACUUCAUGUGGAGAGGGAGAAAGGACGAAUGGGGGGCGGAAGAGAAGUUUCUGGAAGCAAUAUCGAUGGAGCCGACCAACCCUUUCUACGCCGCUAACUACGCCCACUUCCUGUGGAACACGGGCGCUGACGACACUUGUUUCCCCAUUUCUUGACGCCCACGUCAUCUUUCCUCACCUCUCGAUGUGGGUACUUUAGGGUUUGAUUUCAAUUGAGAGAGAGGUGGCCGGCCCUUCACCUCUCAACAUUACUACUGCUACGGCACCGCCCCCUCUCAUGUAAUAUGCGACUUACACAGUAUAGUACUUUUUUUAAAAAUAAAUGCCAAUUGCAUCUUACUUUUUUUUUUAUGGUGUUUGAAUAUUGUUUUAACUAUGAUCAACUGUAAUAGAAUGCCCCAUCUAAUUACUAAAGCUAUAAAUUCUUCGUA